Messenger RNA from Labrus bergylta (ballan wrasse), 4574 nucleotides. The record is from RefSeq and is a predicted model, not a curated record. NCBI's taxonomy places the organism in Eukaryota, Metazoa, Chordata, Actinopteri, Labriformes, Labridae.
GCUGCCAACAGGUGAAUAUUAACAAGCAGGGAAACAGAAACACCUCAGGAGUACCUUUUUAAUUUUCGACGGAGCCAGACAAACGCUGCCUGUAAGCCUACAUUUUCGAAGUCAGUGAGUCUCCUGUUGUAAUGGUGGUGGAUUUUUUUUUAAAACACCUGGAUGACGUUUCCAAACCAAGAGCCUGCCUUUCUCUCCUGCAGUCAACACACGAGUGCAGUAAUAUCUUAAAAAAAAUACCAGCCUUUCAUCCUGCAUGUUCUCUUGCCUUUCCCCUGCUAUUCCCCUGAACCAGCGAAAUCCUCAAACAUUAUCUACCUGCUCGGCCCUUUUGCACAGGUGCUUCCAUUUGCUGUGAAAGCUUCUUCCACAGCGAAGCCACCGUUUUCUCACUCCAGAAAACCUCAAUUUCCAGAUGAUGCGGACGGACAGCAAAGGCCGCAGUGCCUCACCUCACAGGAUAACCUAUAAGUCUGACUUUCACGCCAUCAAAUGUUCUUUCGACACUGGGACCAGUCUAACACCGGGGUCAAAAGCUGCUGACAGGCUGCCAUCUAGCCUCUUAAAUCCCAUCAUGCCCCACACCACCACCAGCAGCAGCAUCAGCAGAGGAAGGGUCUCCAGCACUAGGGGGACCAAGAUCAGAGACAACAUCUUCCUGCAAAUGGACAGCCAACAGCUGAAACAAGAUGGCAGUUCACUUCUUAGUUCUGGCUCCACUCCUCUGCUUUCUCCCCAUAAUCCUAUUCUACAGCUGCAGAUUUCCCCUUUCUCUGGAUCCAGACAAUCACUCGGCAGCUCCUCAACUCUGGAAGACAAACCUUCCAGAUCGGAGGAGAUCACAGAUAUUGAAAGAGCUGCACUUUCUCAGAAGUUCUCUGUAACCCGGAGGUUGUUUGAGACUAAAGUUAUGGAAGGGAGUGGUGGAGGGCAGGUUAUGAAAGGAGUUGCCAGCAGAGGAAGUAAGGGGAUGGAAGACCAGAAAGGAGAAGAGGUGGACAGGAGAGGAGGAGGCAGCCAGGAGGAAAAAGAGGGAGAGGCAAGUGGGAAAAGGACGCACAUAGAAGAGGUUCGCUUUGAUAAAGAGGUAUCAAUUAACCUUGCCAUCAUAAAUAUUUCCAAUAAGCCACUUGCAGCGGCCUUGACGACAAGUCACCCUAAAUCUCCUGUAUUGAACAGCCCUGGUGAAGCAUCCAACAAAUCUUCCUCUUCCAAUCCUGUGAAAACUGAUGAAAUUUCCGAUUCAAAAGUAGAGGAAGAAAAGGCAAAGAAUGCCCUUUGCUUAACAGCUGAGCAGCCAGUGAGGGCAGAGUUAAUUGACAUAAAGAAUGAGUCCUCGGAGAGUGAUGAGAACGAAGAAGAAAAGGCCAAAUACUGGCUUAAGGAUGAGGGGGGAAAGAAUACAAACAGAGUUGUAGGAGAAAGUGUGACAGAGCUAGAUGAUGAUGUUUUUGAGGAGCCAAACAUUGAAAUAACACCGGGUGGACCUUAUGCACCGCAAAACCGAAUUGAGUCAAGAGCAGGCGAAGAACCGAAAGAGUUACCAGCCAGCAAGUUGUGUAAAAGAGAGAAUAAGUUUGACGGGGAAGGUGGAAGAGACAAGUAUCGGCAGGUAAACGAACAAUGGGAGGGGCACAGCAGACAGUUUGUUGCAUGGCCUGAGAAGUCAACAGAACGGGGAGAAAGCAGUGAGAAAAUGACAGAUGCAGGAGUGGAGGACAGGAAAGAGGGAGGCAUGAUGCAUGGGGAGGACAACGAGGUUGAGUGGUACACUGUGGGAAAGGGGAAAGGUGAAAGCAGAGAAGGUGAGGAAUGCAAAGAGAGUCGGACCAGAGAAGACGAGGAAAGUGAGAGUGGGGACGUUUCAACAUCUGACCUGGAGGAGGUCAAGCAAGAGGAGUGCAUAGAAGGCCGUGAAGGAGGCAAAGAGGACCGAACAGAAUCUACUGCUGUCUUUGGGAUUGAGAACGAGGCUUUUGUGCCUGAGCCAUCACCGAAAAAGGAAGUGGAAAACUCUAUUCCUGCAGGAAGUCCGUUUUUACAUGACUUCAUGGAAAUUCCUGGUGUACCUGAACUGUCUGAUGAGGAUGCAGAGGAAGUUUCAAACAAAAAGGUGAAGUUCUCAUCAGCACCGAUCAAGGUGUACAACACUUAUUCUAACACAGAGUACGACAGACACAAUGAGGAUAUUGACCCAGUGUCUGCCUCUGCUGAGUUUGAGCUGGAGAAGAGAGUGGACAGGAUGAACGUCUUUCCAGUGGAGAUAGAAAAAGGUGAUGAUGGUCUGGGAAUCAGUAUCAUAGGAAUGGGUGUAGGUGCAGACCAGGGACUGGAAAAACUAGGCAUUUUUGUCAAGACAGUCACUGAGGGUGGAGCCACACAGAAAGAUGGAAGGAUUCGGGUGAAUGAUCAGAUAGUGGAGGUGGACGGGUUGAGUUUGGUUGGAGUCUCCCAGCUGUUUGCUGCUACAGUCCUUAAGAACACAUCAGGCCUCGUCAAGUUUCUGAUUGGCCGAGAAAAGGAGGGGGUGGAGAGCGAGGUGGCGCGACUGAUCAAUGAAAGCCUUGAAAUGGAUAAAACAUCCAGACAGAGUGGAGAUGAGGAUAACCUCGGGGGCAUGUCAGAGAGGGAGUCAUUGGCUGAAGAAGAGGAAGAUGAUGAAGAGGAGGAUGUGUCUUUUCUUUCCUGUCUGGACAACGAGCAUCUCUGCUUCAAAUACCAGCAGCUUCAGUCUAAACUACAAAGAAGAGCAGCAGAACUUCACAAUGCAACUGCAAAGUUAAAGGUAUGGGAGGAGCGGCAGGAUGAGGGAGGAGCCAAAGGCAGAAGAGCAGACAACAAGGCCAAGAGGCUGGUGCGAGAAUACCAGAGCAGAGAAGAAGAGAGGGAGCGAAGAGAAGCCGAUUUAAGGAGAGAAAUGGAGGAGAGAGAUAAGCAGCACAGAGAGACGGUUGAAAGACUGCAAAUCCAGGUAGCACAGCUGGAGAGAAAGGAGCCUGCACCUGAGAGACAGAACCACUCUGUGGACUCUUCAUCUACAGGUCCUGACUGGCAUAUCCCUCUCCCUGAUACUGGACGUCUUGACUCCAGCGCCCAUAUAGCCAGAGCUCAGCUGGCCCAGAAAUCAAAGCGUCACCCGCCAUCCAGAGACAAACUCCGAGAAAGCUUUAGAAAACAGGAAGAAGAACUUCAGAAACAGGAGAGCGUUUCACUGUCGGCAUCCUCAGCGGUACAAAGGAUCAGCAGGAGUGACUUCUCCAGCUCCUCGUCUUUCCCAGCCCUCAGCCCUCAACCUCCCACCAGCUCCAUCUUCACACCUCCUAUCUACAUCAAUGACAAUGUCACUCCCUCACCCUGCAAAUCCUCUGCCACCAGAAAGUCUAAAAGGAAAUUUCCUGGCAUCAGUGGCCUUCGUAAGUCUCUGAACAAGAGGAGAAGUGAGAAACAUCGUAAAAGGUCCACGAACAGAGCGUCAUGUGGUGACCUGGUGGACGAGCCUGUUGGAAGUUCUCCUUCAGGCUCGGUCACCUCUAUGCCUUCCUGUCUGCCUUUCCCGUGGUUUGGAGAGCGAGGGAGGGAGAAGGAAGUAGAGGUGGAGCGAGGCAGGGAGAGACUCCGCUCUGUGUCCAGCAGCAGCCUGCCCUACCUAACCACCACAUGUAGAAGAGAUCAGAGUGUUGGCUCUCCGGUUCGUAGCUCAAGCAUGGAGGGUCAUGUUUCUGAUCACUCUCUUUCUGGACACUCUUACACUUUUACCUUUUCCUCUUCUGAGACAUUGGAUGAUGAACCACUUCCUACCAACAACAACAACAACCAGUGGCAGAGUCGACCUGUGAUGGACUGGAACAACCAGCAGGUGUGUCUGUGGUUAAUCGCCAUGAACAUGGACCAGUACACAUCAGCGUUUGCUGCCAGAGGAGUUGAUGGGACGCAGCUGCUUAACUUGGACAGUGAGAAACUCAAGGCUCUGGGUGUGUGCAGUCACAGUGACCGGUCUACCCUCAAGAAGAAGCUGAAGGAGAUAAAGAAGAGUGAGGAAAAGGAACAGAGGAAAGGAGAAAAGAGGCAGAAGGAGGGAUAUGAGAAGAAAAACAAUUUUUUAGAUAAGGAAAAUGAAGAGAAGGCCAGAAUGAUUUUGGAAGAGCGGUCGGUAAAAGAUGUCAGAUGUAGUGGAAAAACUGUAAGAACCGAGUCACUUCUGUAAAGGUCAUGUCUGAGAAGCUCCACCAGCAUGAGGACCACACUUGAAACAAUUUCUGUUUAGUUGAUAGAACCAGUUACAUAUUGCACACAUCCUCUACUGUUCACAUGUUGAAAUGAAUCAUUUAGGAUAUCAAACAUUUAUUGGUUUUAGCUGGUGAAAAUAUCUAUAGAGCGGAGGUUGACUUGAACACCAAGGUUCACCAUUUGUGAAGUGACAUUUUGCUACCUUACCAUUUUAUUCUAUUUUUUAAUCAUGAACUUUAAAUUCUAAUUACAAUAAUUUUAAUAUAUAAUAAUGUGCUGAUUUAAGCACAACUGUAUUUGCUUUAAAUGUUUUUUUUAAUGUAUGAAUAAAUAAUGCUUCAAAUGUC